This is a messenger RNA of Aspergillus clavatus NRRL 1, 1845 nucleotides long. It is a transcript of the gene cp1, whose product is annotated as putative carboxypeptidase S1. NCBI's taxonomy places the organism in Eukaryota, Fungi, Ascomycota, Eurotiomycetes, Eurotiales, Aspergillaceae. The transcript has 2 exons. The record is from RefSeq and is a predicted model, not a curated record. Gene Ontology annotation, cellular component: fungal-type vacuole. Gene Ontology annotation, molecular function: serine-type carboxypeptidase activity. Gene Ontology annotation, biological process: proteolysis. Bases 1 to 1845 code for a protein of 614 amino acids.
AUGUGGUCUCUUGUAUCCCUUGUUACGGCGGGCCUGGCGACCGUCGCGUCGGCACAGUAUUUCCCGCCCACGCCAGAAGGGCUGAAGGUGGUGCAUUCAAAGCACCACGAGGGCGUGAAGAUCUCAUACAAAGAGCCAGGAAUCUGCGAAACUACGCCCGGAGUCAAGUCGUACUCUGGCUACGUGCAUCUCCCGCCCAACACGCUGGCCGACGUGCAAGUCGACCAGCCGUACCCGAUCAACACGUUCUUCUGGUUCUUCGAAUCGCGCAACGACCCGCGCCAUGCGCCGCUCGCCAUCUGGAUGAAUGGCGGGCCCGGCAGCUCGUCGAUGAUCGGCCUGCUGCAGGAGAACGGCCCGUGCACUGUCAACGCGGACUCGAACUCGACCGAGCUGAACCCCUGGUCAUGGAACAACUACGUCAACGUCCUCUACAUCGACCAGCCCAACCAGGUCGGAUUUAGCUACGACGUCCCCACGAACGGGACCUACGACCAGCUCUCGGGCCGCUGGAACGUGUCCGCGUGGGCCGGCGGCGCGGACGCGGGCCCGGUGCCGCAGCAGAACAGCACGUUCUACGUCGGCACGUUCCCGAGCCUGGAGCGCAGCCAUGCGGCGAACACGACGGCUAACGCGGCGCGCGCGCUGUGGCAUUUCGCGCAGACCUGGUUCGCUGAGUUCCCCGCGUACAAGCCGCACGAUGACCGCGUGAGCAUCUGGACCGAGUCGUACGGCGGGCGGUACGGGCCGGCGGUCACAGCGUUUUUCCAGGAGCAGAAUGAGAAGAUCGCGGCGGGGACGCUGGCGGGGGCGUCCGGCGAUUAUCAGCAGAUCCAUCUGGACACGCUGGGGAUCAUCAACGGAUGCGUGGAUCUGCUGACGCAGGCGCCCUUCUACCCGGCGAUGGCGUACAACAACACCUACGGCAUCGAGGCGAUCAACCAGACGGUGUACGAGCGCGCGAUGCGGGCGUGGAGCAAGCCCGGCGGGUGCCGGGACUUGAUCGUGCGGUGCCGGGAACUGGCGGCCGAGGGCGACCCCGCUAUGCACGGCGGCAACGAGACGGUCAACGCGGCCUGCCGCGUCGCCAACAACUACUGCAACAACCAGGUCGAGGGCCCGUAUCCGCUGUUCUCGGGCCGCGGGUACUACGACAUCGCGCACGCCAACCCGGACCCGUUCCCGCCGCCGUACUAUCUGGGGUUCUUGAACCAGCACUGGGUGCAGCGCGCGCUGGGCGUGCCGAUCAACUUCACCGAGUCUGUGGAGAGCGUCUACGACGCCUUCGGCGCGACGGGUGACUACCCGCGCUCCGACGUGCGUGGGUACCUCGAGGACCUGGCGUACGUGCUCGAUGCGGGGAUCAAGGUGGCGCUGGUGUACGGGGACCGCGACUAUGCGUGCCCGUGGAACGGCGGCGAGGAGGUCAGCCUGCGGAUCGCGCACGCGGACGCAGACCGGUUCCGCGCGGCGGGGUAUGCGCCGCUGCGGACGAACGCGAGCUACGUCGGGGGCAGCGUGCGGCAGUACGGCAACUUCUCGUUUGCGCGCGUGUUCCAGGCCGGCCACGAGGUGCCAGCGUACCAGCCGCAGACGGCGUAUGAGAUCUUCCACCGGGCGCUGUUCAACCGCGAUAUUGCCACGGGGAAAGUGUCGCUCGUGACGAAUGGCACAUAUGCAAGUGAGGGGCCGUCGUCGACGUGGCAGAUCAAGAACGAGGUGCCUGACAGCCCAGCGCCGACGUGUUAUGUGUUGUCGCUGCGGGCGUCCUGCACGGAUGAGCAGAUCCAGGGGGUGGUGAAUGGGACGGCGGUUCUUGAGGAUUAUAUUGUUGUAAAUAUUUAG